Leptonychotes weddellii (Weddell seal) is the source of this 3608-nucleotide messenger RNA. It is a transcript of the gene SLC38A7, whose product is annotated as solute carrier family 38 member 7. The record is from RefSeq and is a predicted model, not a curated record. Gene Ontology annotation, molecular function: L-asparagine transmembrane transporter activity; L-glutamine transmembrane transporter activity. Gene Ontology annotation, biological process: amino acid transmembrane transport. Lineage: Eukaryota; Metazoa; Chordata; Mammalia; Carnivora; Phocidae. Gene Ontology annotation, cellular component: membrane.
AGGAAGGUAGAGGUUGUGCCGGGUGGAAGCUUAAGUCCCGGGGCCUUAGGGCCCCCGCUGCGGCAGAGUCUUGCCCACUCCCUGCAGGGCUCGGAAGCCCGGCGUCCUCGGUCCCCCGCCCGCCCUCAGUUGGGCCGGCUUUGCCCAGCCUAGCCCCACUGUCUCCACUUGGUGCUAGGCCCGGAUCGAGUCCCGGAGCGUCUCCCUAGCUUACCUCACAGCAGCCUCUUCGCCUUGCUUCGGGCCAGGGGAUCCUCCCCUCCGCUCCGGCCGAUUUUAGGUGAAGUUUUGAGAGAGAAAAGAUUGGGGCCAGCGAGGGAAGUGAGGAAAAUCAGAUCCCAGAUCUUUGGGGAGAAAGAGCUGUAAGGAGCAACACACCCUCCACCUUAGACCAUCAGGUGGAAAUAGCAGGUUGAGAAGAGCUGGAGCUCACAGGCCUCCUGGGAUCAUAGUUCCAAACAGGCUGGCACCACCCUCCAGCUGAAGGUGUUCCCUCAGCUGCCCAGGGGAUGUGAUUGUGAGGCCAAAUCUGCAGACCCCGCGGGAAGAGGGCUCCCGGGGCCAUGGCCGAGGUCAGCAUCAACAGUGACCUCGGCGAGUGGGGCUCGAGCUCAGACUCCGGGGAGCGGGCCCGUCUGCUGCAGAGUCCCUGUGUGGACACAGCCCCCAAGAGCGAAGGGGAGGCCUCUCCUGAGGGUCCGGGCAGAGGCACCACUUCCACCAUUGGGGCCAUCUUCAUCGUCGUCAACGCCUGCCUAGGUGCAGGGCUGCUCAACUUCCCCGCAGCCUUCAGCACCGCAGGCGGGCUGGCGGCCGGCGUCACACUGCAGAUGGGCAUGCUGGUCUUCAUCAUCAGCGGCCUCGUCAUCCUGGCCUACUGCUCCCAGGCCAGCAACGAGAGGACCUACCAGGAGGUGGUAUGGGCCGUGUGUGGCAAGCUGACAGGAGUGCUUUGUGAGGUGACCAUUGCCAUCUACACCUUCGGCACCUGCAUCGCCUUCCUCAUCAUCAUCGGGGACCAACAAGACAAGAUUAUAGCUGUGAUGGCGAAGGAGCCUGAGGGGGCUGGCGGCAGCCCCUGGUACACAGACCGAAAGUUCACCAUCAGCCUCACGGCCUUCCUCUUCAUCCUGCCCCUUUCCAUCCCCAGAGAGAUCGGCUUCCAGAAAUAUGCCAGCUUCUUGAGCGUCGUGGGCACCUGGUACGUCACUGCCAUCAUUAUCAUCAAAUAUAUCUGGCCAGAUAAAGAGAUGACCCCAGGGGACAUCCUGACCAGGCCAGCUUCCUGGGUGACCGUGUUCAAUGCUAUGCCCACCAUCUGCUUCGGAUUUCAGUGCCAUGUGAGCAGCGUGCCCGUCUUCAACAGCAUGCGGCGGCCCAAGGUGAAGACCUGGGGUGGGGUGGUGACAGCCGCCAUGAUCAUUGCCCUCGCUGUCUACAUGGGCACAGGCAUCUGUGGCUUCCUGACCUUUGGAGCUGCCGUGGACCCCGAUGUGCUCCUGUCCUACCCUUCCGAGGACAUGGCUGUGGCCAUUGCCCGUGCCUUCAUCAUCCUGAGCGUGCUCACCUCCUACCCCAUCCUGCACUUCUGUGGGCGGGCGGUGGUCGAAGGCCUGUGGCUACGCUACCAGGGGAUGCCGGUGGAGGAGGACGUGGGGCGGGAGCGGAGGCGGCGCAUGCUGCAGACCCUCGUCUGGUUCCUGCUCACCCUGCUGCUGGCGCUCUUCAUCCCUGACAUCGGCAAGGUCAUCUCGGUCAUUGGAGGCCUGGCCGCCUGCUUCAUCUUUGUCUUCCCAGCUGGUGGGCGCUGGUCAGUUAUGGUGUCCUCUUGGUCACCCUGGGAGCCUUCAUCUUUGGCCAGACCACAGCCAACGCCAUCUUUGUGGAUCUCUUGGCAUAACCACUGCCUCCCAGGCAACACAUGGCUUUUGCCACUGGACCCAGGAACCCAUCUCCUUGAGCUGUGGGGCCACCCUGAGUCCAACAUCAUUCGUCUUUCCUGCUGGGAUGACAUCUGGACAUCCUUUCCCAGGGACAGUUCUGGAGUGAAAGCAGGCCUCACACCUCUGGACAGCUCAAACCCGGCAGUGCGAGGAUUGGGGGAGGAGGUCUCGUGUCACAGAAGAACCUUCCCUGUCCUCCAACUCUCAACUUCUCCAUGCCUGAAAAACAUGGGGAAAGAGGGUCAGAACAUCUCCGAAAAAAAGAACCCAGCCUGACUUUGCUUUGGAGAAAGAGUGUGGGCAAAGGGCCACCACCAUCCUUCACAGAGCAGCCUGUCCUGAGCAGGGGCUGUGCUCAUUACCCCGGCACUCAGGGCCUGCUCCAGUUUGUCAGCCGCUUGGCCCACAGUGGCUUCUCUGGUAUCUGGCAACUUCCAAAGGGAGCACAGAGGUAAAUCGAGUCAGGCCCUGUCCACUCCAUCCUGGGGCCUCUUUCCCCAAACCUGAGGGUCCAGGCAUCCCUGUCUUCCCCCAUCCCCAGACAUCAUCAAGUCUAAUGUUUACAAACGGUGCCAGCCCGGCUCCGAACCCGAGGCCGGGGACCGUGCCGCACCAUCACGGUGCUGUGAGGACUCCUCAGUCAGCUUUUCCCUAGGCAGGACGGCUGCUUCUCUCUUCCUGAUUCCAGGUGGACCCCUCGCUUCAGAGGCACGGGGUGGGUGAUAGAGAAGACUGGGAGCCUUCCACACCCAUGUGGGCUGGGCUGGUCGGGCUCAGGGUGAGCCUCUCUGGUAGCUUCUCUUCUGCCUACCCUCUAGUCACCUCUCCCCUGUCACCCUAGCAGGAUAGCCCACGGAGAAGAAGAGCUGCUGAGUUGUCACUGAGCGUAGUCCCGCCAGUCUGGAAGUUUGCCUUCCAGUCCAGAUCUUGUCUGCUCCCUCCCCACCUCAUUUUUUCAGCCCCUACCCCAUUUUCCUAGCUCAGUCUCUCCGGCUCACAUAAGCCUGGGGGGGUAGUAGGGGAUGUGCCCGACCUCUUGUCAGCUCCAAGGGUCCACCAGGCCUGGCCUGAGGUUACACUGGAUUGUGCCCCAGGCGAGGUGAGGAGGACACUGUUCUCCUGGUCUGCGUUCCCCUUUCUCUCUCUGGCUGUUCACUCUGACCCACCAAUCCCAGGCAUUGACUCGGGCUUCCUCCACCUGGAACUCCCAGCAUUUCCUCGGUCCCUCUUCAGCAGGGGUGAGUGGGACCCCCCACCCAGCAGCCCACCACUCAGGGCGCUGAGAUCACAGAAGCAGAGGCUGGCCGGCGGCCGGCUGGGCUUCUGCUCAGUUUCCAGACUGGAGGACAGCCGUUCCUCACAUCCCCGCGCCCUCGGGCCCUCGGGCCAGACCCUCGCUGCUGUUUUCCCUCAGCCCCAGCACGGUUAGGACGGUCCUGUCAGCAGGGCUGCGCAGCCUCCUGGUGUCGGAUUUCAGCUGAGGAGUGGGGGAUGGGGGGCACCGCCCAGAAAGAGACCCGUCCGGAGGAGCUGGAAUCUGGCCGCUUGGCCUCACCUCAGGAGCCCCUGCCCUGCCCUCCACGCCAGGGUAUUUUACUGUUUCUUUCCUACUUGUGCACAUUCGUACCAGAGAGGAUGGUUAAUAAAAAGGGGCUGUGCUGCUGA